CUAAAACACGGCAGCGACAACAUUUCAAUGGAGGAAAUGCUCCUGUAUAACAACGGUGAUAUCGAUAAUUAUAAAAAGAGUGUUUUUGUCGGUAUGUAGGCUAAUUGAGAGGGACAGAGCAAGAUGUUUGAAAGGAUUUUUACUGAGCAGACGAUAUCCGGAGGACAACUCUGCGUAUAUCGAAUGAAGAAAGAAUGAGCAUGUUUGUGACCCUGGCGGAGGUGCUGGAGUCACGAGGAGCACCUCUGGAGGAGGACGAGGUCUGGGCUCUCCUCCUAGGGGCUGCAGAAGUCUUGAUAGACAUCUCCAGUAAAGAUCCUGGUAACAUGUGCUGUGUCAUCAGCCCCGGCUCCAUGCUCCUUUCUGCAGUCGGCAGGAUUGCCUUCAAGACCUGUGGCCGAUCUGAGGCCGUGGGAUCCUUCACUUCCCCAGAACUGUCACAGAGCAACACUUCCCCCAGGAGACAGGCCACGGAGAAGAUGGUGGUUUACUCACUAGGCAUGACUCUCUACUGGGCAGUAGAUUAUCAACUUCCACAAAAUCAGCCUGUCCAGCUCAGCGACGACCUGAACAGCCUUUUAUUGAGCAUGUGCGAGGACGUGGCUCACAAACGGGUGAACCUCCUGACGUUGCUGGAGACGUGUGAACAUCACCAUAAGACUGCUGUCCUGCCCCGGCCAGAGAGAGCCAUCAGACAGAUGGCCGAGGAUGUGCUGCAGGCUGAAAAAAGCCCAAAUGAUUCUGCUCAUCUCAUAGACCGAAGCCAGAUGGUUAGAGAAAGACUUCGGGGUGCUUCCUGUCAGAACUCAGUUUGGCCUCUGAAAGGGAACAGCACACCAUCGCCAGCAGACUUCAGCAAAAGUCAUAGUUCACACCAAAGGAGCAGAAACAACACAUGGCUGCCCCAAAGUCCUAUUCUUGAUAGACGGCGUCAGUUCAACUCAAGGCCAAAUCAGUUGUCUGGCUCUUCAUUUAGCCUUAAUGAACGGAAAAUAAAGGAUACGGGUCCAGAGUUCAUCCGAAUGCUGGAGGAGCCUCUCGUCGUUUUAGAGCUGCCUAAUUCUAUUGUGUCAAACAAAGGGCGUUCAAGUUUAAACCACAGGGACUUGAGAGUUAUGAUGCCAAAUGGACAGAACAUUCUGCUCAAGUGUGACGUCAAGUCCAGAGGAGGAGACGUCUUUGAUAUGAUCAUCGCUCAUGCAAACCUUGUAGAACAUUUUUACUUUGGCCUUGCAUAUAGUGAUGAUAAUGAAUUUUUCUUUCUUGACAACGACAUGAAAAUAUCCAAAGUUGCCCCUGGCGCCUGGAGAAAAGUGCCCACUGCCACAUUUGUGCUUCAUUUCCGCAUCAAAUUUUUUGUGAUGGACGUCUCUUUUCUUCUACACAAGCUGACCCGUCAUCAGUACUAUCUCCAGCUGAGACGGGACGUCCUGGAUGACCGGCUGCCCUGUAACGAGGAGACCUGCUUGUUUCUUGGUGCCUUGGCUCUUCAAGCCGAGUUUGGGGACAGUAUGCCUGAGGUCUAUGGGAAGAACUACUAUCAGCCGGAGCACUACGUUUCCAAGAGUGUUUUGCAGAAAAUGGCAAUGCCUUGCCUGAAAGACGAGUUGCUACGGUUACACGCCAACAACGCAAACAUGACUGCAGAGGAGGCAGAGAUCGAGUUCCUCAAGAGCGUUCAGCAGCUUCCAGAGUACGGGGAACUGUUUCACCGCGUGGCCCGUGAGAAGAAGCCUGUGUUUGGAGAGCUGGUCCUGGGAGUGUGUGCCAAAGGCAUCAUUGUGUAUGAAGUUAUAAAUAAGUCCCGCACCACAAGCCUUAGAUUCCUCUGGAGAGAGACCAGCAGUAUCACCUCAGCCCGACGUAAGUUUGUCAUUGAGAGCAGCACCAGUAAAAAGAAGUACACCUUUCUGACCGAAAAAUCAAAAGUGGCCAAAUACCUCUGCGAACUCUGCUCCGCACAGCACAAGUUUCACAAGGAGAUGAGCUCUCGCCAGCUCACACACAGCCUCACUUCAGAGGACAGUAUUGUGCAGUAUGCAGCCAUGUGUCGAGCUCAGAACCACGAGGUUGCGCUCAACGACGGACGCCUUGAUCCCGCUGCCGACGACUCCAUGAGCAAACUCUGUGAAGACAUCGCUACCCGCCUCGAAGCAAAGAUCAAACUACAGAGAGACUUAUUAGACUUCACCGGAUCCCUAAGUCCAGCUCUACAGAGAAGCUCUUGUAGUUCUUCGAAGCGUUGCUCUGAAGUCCCUUCAAUGUACUCUCCUUUAAGAGGUAGGAUUGACCAUCAACCCAUAACAUGAACCUGUGUCAUUGGGAAACAGCGCAAUGCAGUGUGACCUUUUCUCACAGAUCCCCCAACAAGUUCCCGACCUACAGAGAGGGAAAUCAUCUGUGUUUCCCUCAAAAAGGACCCCAAAAUUGGCCUUGGUAUUGUUAUUGUUGGAGAAGACAACACUGGGAAACUGGACCUUGGUAUCUAUAUUGCAUCAAUUGUACCCGGAAGCCCAGCUGACCGAGAUGGACGCAUCAAACCAGGUGGUCGACUGAUCUCUCUCAACCAGCUCAGUCUGGAGGGCAUGUCCUUCAGCGAGGCCGCUGACAUCAUGCAGAACAGCUCCAGGGAGGUGGAGCUCAUGGUCUCGCAGC
Molecule: messenger RNA, 2655 nt
Organism: Rhinichthys klamathensis goyatoka
Lineage: Eukaryota; Metazoa; Chordata; Actinopteri; Cypriniformes; Leuciscidae
Product: FERM and PDZ domain-containing protein 2-like
Exons: 19
Coding region: 195-2309 (704 amino acids)
Cellular component (GO): cytoskeleton
Source: RefSeq, a predicted model, not a curated record